CGCCGCACAUUGACAUUAUUCUUCUCCAUCCCACAUUGAAUUGAGCUGAUGCUAUUUCUCUUUUGAGAGGACAGUUUAUGGCUAAACAGGUUGUUGUGGUACCGUAAAAUUAGAAUCAUGAGGAAACCCACAAAGAGUUCUUAGCCUUGAAAAUUAUUUAAUUUUAAAUUAGCGCUACGAGUUGAUCGGUUACUUAUGAUCAGUGAAGUUCCCGCUUGCCUCGCGAUCGCAUCUCAGAUCCAUGUUUCACUCGUCGCAGGUUAUGGUGCUGACUGGCUCUGGUGUGCAUUGGUCCCACGACUCCUGUCGCUAGUUACCAACGAUUCCCCGGUAAAGCUCUGUGCCCAAGGUACAAAGCAUAUUCAGCUUGGGGCAUCUACGAAAGGAAACGAAAAUCAAGAAAAAAAUAAUAAUAACUCUAAAAAAAAUAAAAACAAAAAAACAAAAACUAAAAUCAGCCCCUCCUUGAAUCCAUACCCUUGGGUUCUCUUGUAUCAUUCUUUUCUAAUCUCCCUUUCUCCAGCUGGGCUGAUACACUAACUACAGUCGUCCCUCUCUUCUUUCGCUUAUCUUUUUCUAGACAUUAUCCACCUUGCUUAUUUUUCAUUUUUCUUUCCCUCCCAAAAUUCUCAUCCCAACUCGAUUCUCAUAUCGACGAUCUUUCAUUC
Molecule: messenger RNA, 668 nt
Organism: Aspergillus pseudonomiae
Lineage: Eukaryota; Fungi; Ascomycota; Eurotiomycetes; Eurotiales; Aspergillaceae
Exons: 2
Coding region: 196-540 (114 amino acids)
Source: RefSeq, a predicted model, not a curated record